AUGGCGGAGCACCGGCAAUUGCAAAAGGCCAGCCUUGCGGAGCUGCAAUGGCAGCAGAACCAGCAAGCGGCUCCUGAAUGUCGCGAGACUGGCUUGUCUCCACAGGCAGCCGAUGACCGCCACCCCGCGAGCUCCGAGCCCACCGCACAGCCUCUCCCUUUCCUGCCCGCAGCGCCCGUACUAGGCUCAGUGCGGACUGUUGCCCUUCGAGAUGCGCCUCGCUGGUCUCCUACGAGCUCCACGCCUCAGUUGCCCGAUUCACGACGAGCUGAUUCGCCCGAGACAGAGCCGCCACGAUCUGUUCGGAAGCUGUUCGCUGAAGUGUGGCAAUAUAUCAAAGGUGUUUGGAAAGCCGUAGUGACGCUCCAAAAUGCCGACAAGGCGCGACGGCAGGAAAUCAGCGAGCUACAGGACAGAAUUGCCGUCCUCGAAGAAAACGUCCGUCAGGAGCCUCAGAGGUCCAAUGCUCCGGAGGAACGACUGGACAAUAUAGGUCGAGGAUAUUGCCAGUCGGGACAGGAGCAGUCACAUGUCGACUACUUCGGCCGCGACUCCUACGUCAAUCCGCCCGCCGCACCGCCUGCGCCGCGUUCGCUGCACAGCUACGGCUCCCAUAAUUUUCAGCCAGGUCCAUUAGAUCACCGCACCUAUUUGAACCCCGGACAUGGGGUUCAGGACCGGUCUCUGGGCUCGCAUGGGUGCGAUCUGCGCAUAGUUCAGGACGAGCGCGCUCAGCAGCAGCCGUGGUCCAAUGCGAGCCUCAGCGGCCACCCUCAUGAUCUUCGAAGCGGCCCUCGCAAUAGACCUUACGGUUUUCGAGGCGGCUAUAACUCCAACCGUCGCGGUGUCUGGUAA
Molecule: messenger RNA, 855 nt
Organism: Lecanosticta acicola
Lineage: Eukaryota; Fungi; Ascomycota; Dothideomycetes; Mycosphaerellales; Mycosphaerellaceae
Source: the annotation of a GenBank genome assembly